Messenger RNA from Trichomycterus rosablanca, 12106 nucleotides. RefSeq names its product E1A binding protein p400 (gene ep400). Lineage: Eukaryota; Metazoa; Chordata; Actinopteri; Siluriformes; Trichomycteridae. Gene Ontology annotation, cellular component: NuA4 histone acetyltransferase complex; Swr1 complex. The transcript is spliced from 53 exons. Gene Ontology annotation, biological process: DNA repair. Bases 105 to 9248 code for a protein of 3047 amino acids. Gene Ontology annotation, molecular function: ATP binding; chromatin binding; ATP-dependent chromatin remodeler activity. The record is from RefSeq and is a predicted model, not a curated record.
GGUUUUAUUUGUAGUUUAUAAAUUACAUUAAAAGUAAAUGGUAGACUCGUGGAAAGGAUAAGAGUCCAGUGUAUUUGUGAAAGCCACGGCAACAGCAGCACGAAAUGCACCAUGGAGGAGGCCCAUCAAAUGCACAGAGAAACCUUCAGAGAUCCAAAUCCACCACGGGUUCUGAGACAGAAGACCAGCAGCAGCAACCCAGUGCAGUCACACAACAGCAGCCCGCAGCGGUCAGUCAGACUCAGCCCCCGGUGACGCCCUUCAACCCGGCAACCAGCACCUCGGCCCCGCAGUCUCCCAACUACCAGAUCAUCAUGAGCCGAAGUCCGGUGGCUGGUCAGAACAUGAACAUCACUUUGCAGAAUGUGGGGCCCGUGGUUAAUGCGAACCAGCACAUUACGCUCACCCCAUUGCCCAUGCAAAACCCAGCCUCUCCAGGCUUUCAGCACCAGGCGUCUCAGUGGAGAUUUGAGCCUGGUUCGUCUUCGUACAUCCAAGUGACCUCACCGCUACCCCAAUCGAUUCAGCCUCAGAGUCCCACCCAACACAGCCCUGUUCCCCUGCAGGCUGUGGCCAGACCGGGCAACGCUUUAGGUGUGUGUGGGCAGAGCCCAACACGUUUUGUUGAAGCUGGCAUUAUGGUACGGCAAAUUAACCUAGGCAGCCCACCAGGAAGUGGGCAUUUUGUGUACCAAGAAAAUUCCGGUUUGACCCAACUUGCCUCGACAACAGUUGGCACGGUGCAGCUGACCUCUCCAUCUGGAGCACCGUCGGCCAUCCGGGAAAGGCGACUCUCACAGCCUCACUCUCAGACCGGUGGCACCAUCCACCAUUUGGGCACCCAGACUCCAGUAGCACCCGGUACCGCCCUGCCAGCCUUAGCCAGCCCGGGUCAUAUCACCACAUCUAACCUGCCCCCUCAGAUCAGCAGCAUCAUCCAGGGUCAGCUACGGCCCAUGAUCUUUGAGAAGCCCGCUCAGGGCGUUGUGGCGGGACUCGCUACAGCAGGAGUUGCAUCUUUUGGCACAGUCCCUCAUUCCAGUCCUUCUCUGAACAAUCCAAACUCGAUCCUCACACCUAAAAAGAUUCAGCCCAAGAAGUUAGAGGAGAUCGCUCCGGCCAACGCCGAGGUGGCUCAGCUGAGAAAGCAGUGCCUGGAGCGUCACACCAAGAAGAUGGAAAGUCUGAAGGACGUGUUUAAGGAGUAUCAAAUCGAGCUCUUCUUCCUGCAGCACCUACAGGGAAACAUGAUGGAUUACAUUGCCUUUAAAAAGAAGCCGUGUGUGCCGCUUUUCCCUUACCUGAGGCAAAAUGAUCUGGACCUGGAGGACGAGGAGGAAGAGGAGGAGCAGUCUGAGGUUAUCAAUGAUGAGGUGAAGGUAAUGACGGGAAAGGAUGGCCAGACGGUGACGCCUGUUGCCAUAGCCACCCAACUCCCACCAAAUGUGUCAGCCGCGUUCUCUGCUCAGCAGCAGUUUCAGGUUCAUCCGAUCGCUGUAGGUGGCAACAUCUCCAAUCCGGUGGACAUGGAGGCUUACAAACGGCAACAGGCCUUGGCGAAAGCAGGUGGUAUGCCUCCCACACCACAGGCGAUCCAGCUGGGCGGGCAGAACCAAAACCAGCAGCAGUACGACCCAUCCAAAGGUCCACCGGUGCAGAACGCGGCGAGUCUUCACACUCCUCCGCCCCAGCUCCCGGGCCGGCUGCCCCAGGCCACGCUGCCCAUGGCGGCUCUGCCUCUCGCUCGGUCACAGGCUCAGCCUGUGGUGCUAGAUCAGCAGUGCCAGGUGCCGGGCGGGCAGCUCCAGGCUCAGGUCAAGCUGCAGGGCGCUGGCGCAGUUCUGGCUACGGUGAACACACACCCACAUCUGAAGAUGCAGCUCCAAAUACAUCAGCAGCAGCAGCAUCAACAGCAGCAAACUCAGCAAGUCAUGCAGCCAGGACAAGCUACCGUCACACUGGUCCGUCCUGGAGUGGAGAUGUCCCAGCCUGCUCAGCGUCUGAUGUCCAGCUCUUUGAUCUCCUCAGUCAUGUCCCCCUCUCCUCUUGCCUCCCUGCCCUCCCCUCACCCAUCCGGCCCAGUCCGCACCCCCACACCCCACACGGCGUCCCCCGGUUCACACUCCAAACUGGCCACCACCAACGGCGGUGCAACUCUGAAGCUCUCCACUUUGGGUCAGGGCUCGACUGGACACAACGCUCAGGAAAGCUCACAGGACAAGCAGGCUGAGCAGGCCAAGCUGGAAAGCAACGUGCACCAGCGCAUAGCGGAGCUCAGAAAGGAGGGCCAGUGGUCAGCCAGUCGGCUUCCAAAACUUCAGGAGUCCAGCAGACCCAAAUCACACUGGGACUACUUACUGGAAGAGAUGCAGUGGAUGGCUGCCGAUUUUGCUCAGGAAAGACGCUGGAAGAUGGCGGCAGCCAAAAAGUUGGUGCGCACUUGUGCCCGUUACCACGUUGAGGUAAAGAAGGCAGAGGAGCGGGAGAAGACGGAGGAGGAGCUCAGGAUGAGAAACAUAGCCAGCACCAUUGCUCGAGAGGUGGAUUACUUCUGGUCCAACAUCGAACAGGUCGUGGAAAUUAAACUCCACCUGGAGAUCUCUGAUAAAAGACAGAAAGCUCUGAGCCUCCAAAAAUCAGGAAACAAAGGACAAAGUGGCAAACUUGGACAGGCUACAGCAAAGAAACCUGAGAAGGAGUCCAGUGAGCAUGAAUCUGGCAACACCACCACCAAGAGGAAGUCAAGCAUGUCACUUUCUGAUGUGGACGCUGAGGAUGAGGAAAGUACGAUAGAGGAACAGGAGGCAAUGGAAGUAGCUACUGACCAGAAAGAGGAGCUCGCUGAGCUCUCCAAGGAAGCUGAGGUGCCAUUAGAGGCUUUGGUGAGGAAAUACGCUGGUGCUUAUGCCGAGGGAUUUGAGUGGCCCCAGCCUGCCAGCCAGAGUGAGGACGAGGAAAAAGAUAAAGUUGAAGACAUGAACAGUUGUCCUCUGGACAGCCCUCACGAGGCGGUUUUAAUCGACUCGCUCUUGAGCAACGAGCAGUACCGUGGAACUGAACGAAGCAGCAGCUCCUCAGGAACCAAUGGCAAACCCAUAAAGGAUAUAGCAGAGGUGUCCACAGCUACAGACCUCAUCCUGCCUAAAGGAAGUGCUCGGACAACACCAACCACUCGUCUUCCCGUGCCCUCUCUGCUUCAUGGCUCUCUAAGGGAUUAUCAGAUGGUGGGUGUCGAGUGGCUGGCCAACCUGCAUCGCAAACACCUCAACGGCAUCCUGGCAGAUGAGACCGGCCUGGGCAAAACUGUCCAGACUGUAGCAUACUUCGCACAUCUGGCUUGUCACGAAGGUAUCUGGGGCCCUCACCUGGUGGUUGUGAGGACCUGCAAGCUGUUAAACUGGGAACUGGAAUUCAAGCGCUGGUGCCCUGGCUUCAAAAUUCUUUUGUACCUGGGCAGCAAAAGAGAGCGCAGAUACAAGCGAUCGUUGUGGCGUGAGCCCAACAGUUUCCACGUUUGCAUCACAUCGUAUAAGCUGCUACUGAAAGACCAGGCCUACUUCCAAAAGAGGCGCUGGAGGCACCUGGUACUGGACGAAGUACAGCUGAUCAAGAAAAUGACUGAGAAACACUGGGAAACCAUCUUCAACAUUAGGAGCCAACAGAGGAUCCUGUUGAUCAACAGCCCUCUGCAGAACACUCUGAGAGAGAUGUGGACCACCAUCCACUUCCUUCUGCCCGGAAUCACUCGCUCGUACCUGGACUUCCCCAUUAAACCUGGCGGCGAACAGAACCAGGACUACUGCCAUAAACUGGUCAUCAGACUGUACAGGAUGAUCCAGCCUUUCAUCCUGCGGCGCUCCAAAAGAGAUGUGGAGAAGCAGCUCCCUAAGAAGUACGAGCACAUUCUGAAGUGUCGUCUGUCUGCAAGGCAGAAGAGCAUGUAUGAGGACAUCCUGACACAGCCCAGUGCUCAGGAGGCUUUGAAGACGGGGCACUUUGUAAGUGUGCUGCAGGUCCUCAUGCAGCUGCAGAGAAUCUGUAACCAUCCAGAUCUGGUCCAGCUCAGGGACACAGCCAGCUCGUUCACCUGCCAGCCUCUUCAGUUUAACACACCGUCUUUAGUGCUCACAGCUCUGCAGCAGGACCAGUGGAAGACAGUUGACUUGUCCCCGUUUGACCUGAUCAAUAAUGAGCUCAUACUGAACCGCUACGAGACUACAGAAGUCUUGCCCAAACUCAGACUGACCAAGCAGCUCAUUGAGGAGAUCCACAGCACACCAGACCCUCCAGCCAGACCCAAACCCUGCAAGAUUAAACCCAUGAGGUUGUUUCAACCAGUGCAGUAUGGGACAAAACCAGAGGGGUGUCUUGUACCCUUAACUAGCAGUUCUCAAACUAAUCGCUCUAGUGCUACAACUACAACUGCCCCCUCCACCACCUCCGCCCCUGCUGCUGUGGCUCAGAACGCACAGGCCAGGGGCAAACCGUCCAUUACUACAACAGCAUCGACGCAGGCUGGCAGCACACCAGGACAUGGCAUUGCAGCCGCACCUCAUUCCACUACUUCUACCCAUGUGGCUUUGGGUGUAGCAGGGGUGGGUGCGGUAGCCCCCAGACUUGCUGUUACACCACAGGCUCUAUCCACCCAAACCCUGCUUCCCCAGAGGCUUCUUCUCAGCUCCCAGGCUCAGCCUCGGUUGCCUAGUGACACGGUGAAGGUGACUCAGCUGGCAUCUAUAACAGGAGCUCAGAGUCGAAUAGCACAGACAGAGACCCCGGUCACGCUGCAGUUUCAGGGAAACAGGAUCACCUUGUCCCCCAGCCAGCUACGUCAGCUUACCGCAGGACAACCUCUCCAUCUUCAAGCAGGUAACAUUCUGCAGAUAGUGUCUGCCCCCGGGCAGCCUAUCCACAGACAGCAGAGCUCUAUGGUGAUGCAGGCGAAUUCUCAAACUGUGCCAGUUCAAAACUCCACAAGUGCUCCGGCUGUGCAUCCUCCAGCUGCCGCCACACCUCUGCAGGCUGGUGUCAAAGCUGGUGGCACAACCCCGGGCCUCUCGGAUGCAGGAAGCAACGCCAAACCUUUAACCAACGCUCUGCCACAAGUGUCAAAUGAAGAGAGAACCAGGCAGCUGAAAGAGCGUUUGACUCGUCUGUUCAGCGUUAACGAACGGCGUGUUCAGCGCUCUGUGCUGUAUGGGGCUGACGUGCUAAAGGCCUGCAACUUACUUGAAGGACGUUCUCCUUCUUCCAUCUCUGCUCCCGAGCACUCCCACUGGUCAUGGGCGGGCAGAAAUGCCUGCUUGAAGGCCCAGAGAGAUAGUGUAUCUACGUCUGACUUGCUUCGUUUGGCUGUCUGCUCCAGUACGGACAGACUACAGGAUGAGGGCAGCCUCCUCACGAGGUUGUCGUGUGUCCUUCCUGCUGCUGUAGCUUCAGCCCCUCAGCUGUACGCAUCCAAUCCCCCACCAUCUUACAGCCUGGAGCAGAAGUCUUUUACCCAUCGUCUUAAGGAAGCGUCCGCCCCGUACAGCUCGGAAAUCCGCACUCUGACCUCUCCUACUCUGUUUGAGCUCCCUGAUAAACAUCUGCUGGAGAUGGACUCAGGUAAGCUGGAGGCUUUGUCUAUCUUGCUGCGAAAGCUGAGGGCAGAGGGCCGCAGAGUCCUUAUCUUCACCCAGAUGACCAGCAUGCUGGAUAUCCUGGAGGUCUUUCUAGAUCGCCACCAUUUUACUUAUGUGCGCCUGGACGAGAGCCUCUCCCUCCAGGAGAGACAGGAGCAGAUGAGGGCAUUUAACCGUGACCGAAAGUUCUUCUGCUCCAUUCUGACCAAUCGCUGCUGCUCGGCCGUGGGUCAGGUGUUCGACGCAGACACUGUCGUUUUCUUCGACACGGAUCUUAACCCCAGCAUGGACUCCCGCACGCAGGAGUGGUGUGACAGGGUCGGACGAUCCAAAGAUAUCCACAUCUACAGGUUGGAGAGUGGAAACUCUAUAGAGGAAAAGCUGCUGAAGAAUGGCACUAAGGACCUGAUCAGAGAGGUGGCAGCACAGGGCACGGACUACACACUCGCCUUCCUGACACAGCGCACCAUUCAUGACCUGUUCGAGGUAGAGGCGGGCUCUGGAGAAAAAGUGGAGGAGUAUGUGGUGCUUCAUCAGGAACCGUCUCCAUCAGAAUCGAUCCCCCCACACGUAGCCAGACCGUACAUCCAGGCCCUGAACAACAUCAUACGGCAGACUCUUCUACUGGAGGAGGAGCGGGGGAUGGCGGAGGAAGCGGUGACUAAGAAAGCGAAGAAGCGGUCGGAGGACAAGAGUGUGGUGACCGGUGAUGAGUGCCAGCUAGAUGAGCUAGCAGCUGUCAUAGAAGAGCUGACUCCUAUUGAGAGAUACGCCCUGCAGUACCUGGAGUACCUGCACAUCAGUGACGAUGAGGUGGUCGCCAGGGAGUGUAUCGAGGCUACUAAGAAAGCGUGGGAGCUGCGUCAGCAUCACAAGAUGAAGCUGGAAAAAGAAGAGCAGAUGAUCCUGGAAGAGGAGGAAGAUCUGUUUACAUACACACGAGAGGAUGCUUACAACAUGGAGUAUGUUUUUGAAAAUGCAGAUGGUCAGACCGAAAUAAUGCCGCUCUGGACCCCACCAACACCCCCUCAGGAUGAUAAUGAUAUCUACAUUGACUCAGUUAUCUGCCUGAUGUAUGACACCGCCCCCAUGCCCGAGUCUAAACUGCCCCCUGUCUACAUUCGCAAAGAGCACAAGAGACUUAAGAUGGACCCAUCUGCCGUGGGCCGGAAGAAGAAAAAGGGGCAUGGGGAGGCGGUGAUCCCCCCGCGUUCACUGUUCGACAAAGCCAGCAUGUUGAAGGUGCGGCGAGAGGGUAAGGACCAAAAGAAGAACUUCUCUCCGUUUGCAAAGCCGUUGCCCUCAUUGGUCAAACCUGCCAUGGAGGCCGGACUGGACAAUCCAGAAUGGCUCAUCAGUGAGGACUGGGCCCUGCUCCAGGCUGUAAAGCAGCUGCUUGAGCUUCCUCUGAACCUGACCAUCGUGUCUCCAGCUCACACACCCAACUGGGACCUGGUGAGCGACGUCGUGAGCUCCUGCAGCCGCAUCUACCGCUCGCCAAAGCAGUGCCGUAGCCGCUACGAGAAUGUGAUCAUUCCGCGUGAGGAGGGCAAGUUGAUCUAUGAAGCGAAUCCUAAAAAGAAGACCAAGAGCAUCUAUAAGUCGAAGAAUAGCCGUCCUCUACGCACCUGUCAGAUCUACACCCAGGAUGACAACGCCACCCAAAUCCAGCUUUACAACAGCCGCUUUGAGCUCAUGAAGAUCAUUGCCAGCAAGAGGAGUCCUCCCAUUAAACCUAUGUUGGGCAUGAACCCAUUUCAGAAGAACCCUAAGCACGCUGCUGUGUUGGCUGAAAGUGGUAUUAGCUAUGAUAAGCCCUUACCUCCAAUCCAGGUGGCCUCUCAGAGAGCAGAGAGAAUCGCUAAGGAGAAAAAGGCUUUAGCAGAGCAGCAGAGGACUCAACAGUUGGUUCAACAGCAGCAGCAGACAGCCGGAGCAGCCCAGACUCCAGGUGCUGCAGCCCAGCCACAAGCACAGCCACAGGCCGCCGCCACAGGACUGCAGACCGCCGGAGUUCCUCAGGGCACCCAGCAAGGAGUCACCGCUGUUCCCAAUACUGCUGUACUGGCUGGAGCUAUCAAGACUGCUGCUGCUGGAACAGGCAUUCAAACAGCGACUGCAGUGGGAGGGAACGUGAUCGUGAACACGGUGGCUGGAGUUCCCGCGGGACAGUUUCAGGCUAACAAGCGUAUCGCUUCUUCUGUCAUCCCUGGAGCCUUAACUGCUACAGGAGCCGCUACAGCCCAAGUGGUUCACACCCAGCAAAGGACGGUCCCUGCUGCACCCGCCACUGCCCCUGCUGAGGUUGUUACCAUAGCUACCAGCCAGGUGGUCCGAGCUGUUGCCCCGGUCUCCGCCUCGGCUGUGGUGUCCACCAGUCUGGCUCAGGUGCAGUCACAGACACGCUCGCUCGUGGCUCCAGCAGGGGUUCAGUUGCCCCAGGGGAAGCCGAUCACCCAGGCACAGCUGCAGAUUCUCAGGCAGCAACAGCUGCAACCACAGCAGCAGCACGCUGGAUCUCCUCAGAUCAAAGGAGUGGGAAAACCACCGGAGCUCCUGAAGACGCACAAGCCGAAGAUCCAGGUGGGAGCAGCGGUAGCUGCGGCUCAGGGCCAACAGACCACCGUUACCGCGCAGCCUCAGCAGGUUCAGGCUGCUCCAGCCCCCCAGGCCAGCACACAGCUUACUGCAGUGCCCGCUGCAUCCAGAGGCAUGCUUACUGGGGCCACUGUUACCAACCUUCCGAUGGCCAGACUGGCUCGAGUCACUCCCUCAGGUGCUCUCCAGGCUCAGGCUGGUACGGCGACGCAGGUAACUCUGACUAAACCUCCACCGGUGGUGUCCGUGCCUGCUGUAGUGUCAUCCACCGGAGUCACCACCCUGCCUGUCACCGUCGCUGUAGCCAUUGGGCAGGCGCAGAAACCAGGCGCGCAGGUUGCGUCCCACAUGUUUUCUCUACCGCAAGUGCAGCAGCCGGUGCGGCCGAAGCAGCAGGCUCCCUCUCAAGCCGCAGUCGCGCAACAGAAAGCCGCACAGCCGCAACAAGCUCAGGCUGCAGUUCAGCAGAAGCUGGCCACUCAGCAGGUUGCUCAGACGGCAGGUCAGGGCCAGAAGAUGACCUACACAACCACCACCCAGCUGCCGACAGGCAUCAAGACUCAGUCCUUCACCACUUACCUCGCUGCCCCGACCCAGAAACCUGCCACACCGCAGCAUAUACAGGUUACUAAAAUCCCCCAGAUAGUACAGCAACAGAUCGGGUCCUCCCCCCAGCAGAUCCAGACAGUGACUCUGACGCAGACGGCUGCGGCGGCGGGACUGUCUCCCCAGGCUCAGGUGCAGGUCAUUCCCGCAGGCGCAGCCCCCACCAUGCAGGUCGUUCAGCAAAAACUCCUUACCCAGCAGCAGCAGGUGGUGGCUGCCGCCGCUCCCGCCGUGUCUCCUCAGAUCACAGCGCCGGCCCCACAAAGCCCCGCCCAGCAACAGAGCUCUACGGUCGCACCCGCAGCCGAGAUGCCCAUACAGCAGCCUGGGACCCCACAGUCCGCACAGGGCAAAGGAAACGCACGAGCAGGGGCCGCCAUGCGCGCUAAAACACCAGCCAAGCCCAGCGGGGGCAGCUGAACGCACGCAGCUGAACGCACGCAGCUAUGUAAUGGGUGGAUUUUUUUAUGACUGAUUAGAGGUGUGUGUUCAUUUAUACACCGUGUACACUUUCCCGAUGUAACAUGCGCACAUCCAUGCGCACAGUGUACAGUGUGGCAGUUCUGUUUUACAGGACUUAUGUGCUGUAAAAAGCUUUUUCAAGUACUUUUACUUUGUUCAGACAUCCAUCCAUGUUCCACUGUCACAACUUUUGAGAAUGUGAACAAAUUAAAGUAAAAGUUUCACUGAAAAUUACAUUUACAUCUUUUCUCCCCCUGAAUGCCGUCGUUCAGCCCAGCCAUGUUUGGUGUCUGUUUAAUUUUGUCUAACAUUACUAAGUCUCCCUAUUGGUAUAACAAACAGUAAAGAAGAAAUCUUGUCCAACUCCACAGUGCCAUACCAUUUAUUAUUAAGUGUCCAAGCAGCAUAAUCGGCACUGGCUCUCUCUGGGUAGAAGGCACGGUAUGAAUAGAGAGACUCCAGACCGUCUCUGGCCUCUGUAAGCUAAUGUGUAUAUAACAAGCAGUUUGCACCCUACUUCAAAGCCAGUUGAAUUGUUGAGUGUUGUUACAUAAUCAUUAUUAUAGGUUUAAUAAAAUCAAAAUAUCAGCUGGAUUUACAUGUCUCUGAGAAAACCCUACAACUAUAUCUUGUUAACAACUAGUAAUCCAAAACGAUUUAGCAUAGUUCAAGUACGAAACUAGAAUAAACGUCAGAUUACAAAUACGUCUUAAUUGGCAAUAUUUCACAUGCAUUUAAUGUCAAUUGCUUCUUUUCUCCCACACGAGGCGGUUUUACACAGAGGGAAGUGUUACAGUUAAAGAAUCACACACUGCUCUUCAUUAUUCACCAUGUCCGUGCAGGCACCCUCGACCAACCAGCAGAGGUCGCAGUUGCAGGAGUAAUGACCAUCCCAACCUUAUUUCAGUAGGGAAGGGAUUAGAAUCUGGCUGGAUAAGGGUACCUAGCUGGCCCUAGCAGACAAAGGGUUCUCGAGUUUGUUGAAAGUAAAAAUAAGAUGGCAAGAUAGCAAGUCCUUUACAGAGAGCAAACGUAAUGCAGUUUUUACUUUGAAAAUCACCUGUUAACCACAGUGUUCUAACUUUUGCGUAAUAUUAAGGUACACGGCUGAACUUCAGGACCUCUGUCGUACUUUUGCAACCCUAGAUUUUCCUCUGAUUGAGGAUGUGUGAUGGAUUGUUGGAAAAAGCUCCAAGAAUCCAAGUUCAUUUAGUUAAGACAUGUUUAGUGUCCAAUCUUUGUUUUUGUUUUGUAUUAAAAACUAAUGACGAGACAAGACGAGACUACAUUUUGGCAGUUCCACGUCCAUAUAUUCAAAUAUUUGCUUUAAGCAUCAUUUGACAUCAGAAAUUUCAGUAGUAGCUGGUGUAUUUACGUCAAUUUUGGAGCUAUAAUAUAAUUGGAUAAGCUUAAUUAAAAAGAUUAAGUUUUGAUUAUGUAUUCACACUUUAGACCUCAGCAGUUUAGAGAAAUCUUGGCUUAUUGGAUGAUCACUUGGGUUAAGUAAAAAAUAACGGUGUAAAUGUAACGUUCCAUCAGACUUUUCUAUAAGGGUGUCUACAUCUCUGUUUUUUGGGCAUAGUAUUUUUACAUGUUAAUGCAUGUGUGGCCAGAGACCAGCUCCUGUCCACCUUAUGAAGGCCAGCUGACGAAAAGUAUUAAUAUAAUGGAUGGUUCCUGUUUUUAGAAAAUUAGAUGUUUCCAAUACACGUGUUUGUCGCUUUGUCAUUAGGAAUGCACUGAUCCAGUAUUGAUUAUCUGUAUCAGUUUAUUAAUAACGACCCUUGAUCCUAUGAUCCGUGUUAUAUUUGAUGGGUGUGAUGGCGGCACUCUUAGACGUGUGUAACGGUGAUAUGCUGCUGUUUCUUAGAAAGGUAAAUGGUAAAGUAGGUUGUGAUUUAAACUGUCACUGUGAGCGUUUCAUCUGGAGCUGCUCAGGAAGCACGAAAGCCUGUUAGAGCUACAUGUCUACUUAUAAAACGAUCAAGUGUCUCCCGUACAGCAGAAACAAGGGUUCAGACACUGCUGUAUGUGGUUUAGUAUCCCUCCAGUGCAUAUAUUCAUUUCAGAUUUACACACAGUCUUGACUUUGUACUAUAAUCAUAUAAUAUUAGCAUAACAUGCAUAAAUAUACAUGUUCCAAAAUCUGAUUGAAACCUUAAGGUAUUUGGGUAUUUUGAUUGGUGUGUUGCUGCCCUGUUGAGUCGUCUUGGUUGAUAAGCUGGCACAUGUGUAACAUCUCACUGCUAUCAUACUUGGGAUUGUUUAGUACGUUUAAUCCCUACAGGAUCUUUCAUGGCACUGAAUUUGCAGGAGUAACUCGAUCUAUAACUCGACUUGUUUUAAUCCAGCCUCUACAUAUUUCAUUUUUUAAAUAGAUUUUAAUGUAUAUUUUUUGUUUGAAAUAUGUACUGUUCAUAUUUUUUCUUUAUUAGGGCAAAGUACAUCAUGUGUAAAUUUGAAGUGGGUGUGUGUACUGGAUGUAUAUGAACUAACAAUACUUGGUGGAAUGCUUGUAAACAUGUAAAUGCAGUGAUGAUUGAGCUCAGGCGUUUAUCUCUAUACAGAAAACUGCAUCAGAUUGCAAAUGUUUUUUAUUUUAUUAUUGUGACUUUGUGUGAGCUGUAUUGUAAAAUUGUCUUGAUGUAUGUGUAACGUCGGGGAUUUUUCCAUGUAUGUGUCCUUUUUUAUACAUUUUGUGGGGGAGAGCGUGUACAUAUCAGGAGGGGUUGGGGACGUUUGUAACUGUAAAUCAGUCGUGUUUUCAUUGGAUGUUUUUCUUUUUUCAACUCGAUAAAAUGUUGUUUUUAUACCAA